Desarmillaria tabescens is the source of this 1002-nucleotide messenger RNA. RefSeq lists its product as uncharacterized. The record is from RefSeq and is a predicted model, not a curated record. The transcript has a single exon. Bases 1 to 1002 code for a protein of 333 amino acids. Lineage: Eukaryota; Fungi; Basidiomycota; Agaricomycetes; Agaricales; Physalacriaceae.
AUGGAACAGGUCCGGAACAGAGGUUGGAGUUCUCGGUGGAUUCCUAAGGAUACUCCAGACAUCGAUUGUAAGAUUGAGCAGCUCCUCCGGCUGGAGAUUCGGUUUCCUCCGUUACGCCCUCAGUUCGGAAGUUAUGAUCUGGAUCUCUCACAGAAGCACAUUUACUUUUAUGGCUUAACGGCAACGCUAACUUGUCUCGAAGCUGCACAUAUCCGGAUGCCUGCAAGCCUGCCUUCGCAAAAUCAAGUCGUUAUGAACGCGUUAACAUAUAAUGAUGUUCGCCAUCCUGUCGUAUGGAAAAUCUUCGUCACUCGUGCGGUUGAUCAGGGAUUAUUUAGUCGCGCGAGCGAUUCCUUUCUUGAUAGCGAGAUGUGUUUCAGUUUAGUCGCGUCACUAUUUCUCCCAGACCAGCUCUCUUCCGCAUCAUCCUGGAUAACUUUGGCGGACACCGCAGCUGAAUGUUUCCCUGACGAAGUUCUCGAUAAUCUUCUCUCCUUCUUUGAAAACUUUGAUUUGCAUCAGGAGUCUAUGGAACGUCGACCAAGGCCGGCACUUCUGCUCGCAAUCAUGCGUCUCUUGGUACUCGACUCGGAACACUCCGAGUUAAACUUGACCGGCGUUCAUUCGAGUCAGCGUCGCUUCUUCCAUAAUAAUUCUACGAUCUCCAAAUACCCACUGUUAACCAUUGCAUUGUAUGCCAUUAGUAGGGGCAUUCACGAUCCUGACACUUCACCUUUUCUAUUUUGUCAUCGUGGAGUAUUCGAGGCGAUACUCCCUUACAUCACAUCUGAAUUAUUCGUUGGGACUUCUACACAUUCUCAGAAAGGCUUGCCACAGUACGGGCCCCUCGUUUCGACAUGUUGUGCUCACGCACUUGCAUGCAUGGCUUCGUUUAUAGAGCAAGGUUCUGACUUUGGCGGCGUCGUGCCGCUCACUGAAUGGGCCACGAGGUCCCUAUUUUCUAAUCUCCUUCGCGUCCUGGCCCAAAGGGAUGAAUAUUAG